Messenger RNA from Dermacentor albipictus, 2026 nucleotides. Its product is annotated as xaa-Arg dipeptidase-like. The record is from RefSeq and is a predicted model, not a curated record. Gene Ontology annotation, molecular function: para-aminobenzoyl-glutamate hydrolase activity; dipeptidase activity. Gene Ontology annotation, cellular component: cytoplasm. Gene Ontology annotation, biological process: folic acid catabolic process. Lineage: Eukaryota; Metazoa; Arthropoda; Arachnida; Ixodida; Ixodidae.
GAAGAGUGUAUAUGCGUGGCGCCUAAAAGCGGCCAAAAAUAUCGUGUUGCUGUCAUCGUCUAACCUCUUGCAACAAGUUACCGAGCAACCUUUGUGAAGUCUGUGACUUUCGGCACCCCUCCCGAUUCCAGCUCUCGCACGCCUGUUCUGCUCACUUCAAGAGAACUGCGCUGUCCUGUUGCAAGGCGAGUGGGCCUAGGCGAUGGCUGCGGAUUUUUCAUCCCUGGUGCGAAAUGUCUUGGAGGCCAAAGCGAACGAACUCUGGGACGUGAGCAAGUUCCUCUGGGCGAAUCCAGAGACAGCGCUGCGUGAAACCAAGGCCCACGACAGGCUGUGCGAAUUUCUGGAAAGGCAGGGCUUCAAUGUUAGUCGACGCCACUACAUGGACACCGCGUUCAGGGCUGAAUACAGUGCGCCGGGAGGCACCGACGGCCCCACGGUGGCACUCAUGGCGGAAUACGACGCCCUGCCCGACAUUGGCCACGGCUGCGGCCACAACCUGGUCUCACAGAGCGUGCUCGGCGCCGCCGUGGCUGUCAAAGAGGUCAUGAACAAAGUCACCAACCUCAGCGGAAAGAUCGUGGUCCUGGGCACGCCCGCAGAGGAGGACAACGUGGGCAAGAUAACGCUUCUUGAGAAGGGCGCCUUCGACGACAUCAACGUGGCCAUGACGGCCCACCCAGGCGCCCAGGACGUGCUGAAGACGGCCUUCUCGGCGAGCCAGAAGCUGACGGUGACGUACACGGGUAAGGCGGCGCACGCAGCCGUCAGCCCGUGGGACGGCGUGAACGCUGCAGACGCGGCCGUGUCGGCCUACUUCAGCCUGGCGAUGCUCAGGCAUCGCAUCAAGGACACGUCCAGGAUACUCGGCAACCCUGAUCGAGGACUGCGGCCAGUACCCGAACAUCAUCACCGAGUCGAGCCGGCUGGUGUGCCACGUGCUGACGCCGGACCCCGACGAGGACCUGGACGCGCUGCAGGCGCGCGCCGAGCGCUGCCUUUGCGCGGCCGCGCACGCCACCGGCUGCAAGGCGACCAUCGCCCGGGGCCGCCGCUGCAGGCUGUUCGCGCACAACGACGCGCUCGUGAGGGCCUACAGGAGUCACGGAACGAAGCUCGGCGUCCACUUCGUGGACAUGGACCUAACCCGCGUCGUGCCAACAGGAGGCGCCAGCGACGCCGCCAACGUGUCCCACGAGGUGCCCACGCUGCUGCCAGAGUUCGCCAUCGGCUCGGUGCAAGACAGACACACGUGGGAGUUCGCACAAGCCGCGGGAUCCGAAAGCGCCCAGGCUCCCACUCGGAGGGCGAGCCAGAUGCUGGCGCUAACAGCCCUGGACGUGUUCGCCGACCCCCAGCUGCUGCCCAGGGCGCGCAAGGACCUCGCGGAAUGGAAGGCGGCCAGGCGGUCUCCAUGCACCUGCCCUACGAUGGCGGGCUCUGGCUCGAAGGCCGUCUGAGGACGCCGAGAAUGCAAUCUGAAUUUCAGCUGACGUACUGCAGAGCGUCGGCUGAAAUGCCGGCGAUCGACCUUUGCUGUAUUGCCAUAUCUGCCAUAUGCAAAUGAAAUACGCUAUUUCUUGAUCAGAAGUUUUCUGCACUCAAUUUUGCUUUUAACUAGCAAAGUUGUCAUAGCUGGUGUCCAAGUCCACAACCCAGCGGCGGCUUUCUCCGAGUAACAGAAGCUUAUCGCGAAGGCCAUGUUUCUGCUAACUACGUGCGCCGGAAGCGACUGUGGAGCCGAAAAACACGCCAUAGGUGCCACGGUUUGGACACUACCGUCUGUUUCUGUUCGACUCGGCGGCCAUCGCAUUCUGCGGCUGAGACCAAGGUAGCUGGACUAUACUUAUACUGGCCCGGCGGCUAUAUGCCGAUUGAAGCGGAGUGCAAGGAUUAACGCUCGUGCACUGUAAAUGACGUGCAAGGAACUUGAACGGCCACGUACGUACGAUAGCAUUCUGCAACCACAUAUCUAAUGUAGUCCACGUGUUGAUUUGGAACCCGCCGCGGUAGCUCCCUAAGCAUA